Molecule: messenger RNA, 3584 nt
Organism: Leopardus geoffroyi (Geoffroy's cat)
Lineage: Eukaryota; Metazoa; Chordata; Mammalia; Carnivora; Felidae
Gene: TNIP2
Product: TNFAIP3 interacting protein 2
Exons: 7
Coding region: 1916-3007 (363 amino acids)
Biological process (GO): cellular response to lipopolysaccharide; regulation of transcription by RNA polymerase II
Molecular function (GO): K63-linked polyubiquitin modification-dependent protein binding
Source: RefSeq, a predicted model, not a curated record
CUGUUUAUAUGUAGUUGCCUUUGAAAGUGUCUUUAUUUUGUGUUUGUGCAUGUGUGUAUGUAUUUUUAUGUAUGUAUGUAAAUAGGCAGCCAUGAAAGUCCUUGUCUUUGGUGUCUGGUUCCCUCAGUGGGGGCGGGGGGGGGGGGACAGAAAAAGGCAGAGUGGGGGGAGAGCUGUAUCCCUUUAAAUCUCCCUCAAGUCACUUCAGAUGGAGGGGAGGGUCUUUGCAACAGUGGGGGAGGUGCAGCAACCAUGGCUGCCUUUCUGUGUUUGCACCUCUCUGAUAGGAAGGAGCAAGCUAUCAGAGCACACAUUUCCAAUGUUUACAGGACAGGUUGUUUUUGCCUACCCUGGCUCCUGCAAGACUAUUGCAAGCCACUCCAGAAACACUUGCAGGUGGCUGGGUGUAGGGGAUGGGCUAAGAGCUGAAAUUGGUUGAAAUUAACCUCAGUUGACUGCCCAAGUCUUCCUCCAGAAGUUGGAAUCCUUCAAUAGACUCCAGGUUUCCAAAACAGUUACAGUCGAUGGGUCCUGCCAGCACAGCCAUUUUUUGGUGGGGAGGUAGGUUCCCGGUGCUUCCUGCUUCACCAUCUUCUCAGAACCCUGCAGGCGACGUUAGGUUUUGUCCUUAUCUUUUUGCCUUGCUCCCCCACUACACUCUUCCAGAGGGGAAGAACCCUGUUGCUCUCUUAUCACUGCUUCUCAGGAUACAUGCUUGACACUUGUGGUAAAGCCUCAGUUAACUGGCCUUUCCUGAAAUUCCUGUUUGCCGUUGCUCUCACUGAGGGAUGCUCAGGAAAGAGAGGGAGGCAGAGACUGUACUGGGUUGGACAGUGUCCCCUCCCCAAUUAAUUUCUAUCUGGAACCUGUGAAUGGGGCCUUCUUUGGCAAAAGGGUCUUUGCAAGAUGUCAUAAAUGAAAAAGGAUGGCAUACUGGAUUCCGGUGGAUUGGUGAUUGGUUGUCCGUGUAAGUCGGCCAUGUGUAGAUGGAGGCAGAGAUUGGAGUGAUGCAUCUACAAGCCCAGAACCACUGGCAGCCACCAGAAGCUGGAAGAGACAAGGAAGGAUUCUUCUUGCCCUGGAAGGAGCAUGGCCCUGCUGAUACGUGGAUUUUGGACUUUGAGCAUCCAGGAUUGUGAGAGUGAAUUUCUGUUCUAGGUUGUCUAGUUUGUGGACUUUGUUAGGGGAGCCUGGGCAGACGAAUACAGGGACGAGGGCCAGGAGGCCAUGCCUCUUAAGGUUAACUCACAAGACUAUGGAAUUCUUCACACUUUUGUGUCCUGAGUAUGGAGCCAUGGAACUGUGGGUCCCAGCAAAAGGCUCUCUUGGGGGACAUCAGCCCACUUGCUGACUCAUGUGCAUCAUGUGUGUGUGAAGCUGGGCUUCUGUGACAAGCCUGGCUUUCUGACAACAGUGGUCUAUGAGAACAGUCACAGAUUCAACAAGGGCACUUGGUCGGAUCAGCCAGGACGUCUGUCUCCAACUUCAGAACGAGUGACAUGUGCCGAAGUCCUGGGGUCCCUCCAGCAUGUGAGGACAUGUCAGGCCACUCUUUGGGGGGUUCCCGACAUGUUUUGCACCCCCCCUCCUCCGCCCAGUGGUUUUGCUUUUGUUUCUCUAGCUCUGGAAGGUUCCCAGCUGUGAGGGAAGAUGCCAGCCCCGAGUAGGGUACUGUUGUCACCCACAAGCCUCCAUGUGAGCUAGACAUUUACUGGCAUCCACAUGGGGCUGGGCCUGGAGCCUGGGGCUGGAGUGUGGAGCCAGAGCCCCCUGAGCUGGAGGACAUGCUGCCGUGCUGUCUAUAGAGAUGCACGUGUCCACGCUGUCUCCCGCUGACCAGUGAGGAAGGACCCUGGGAACGCAGGUCUUGCCUGAGGUGUUCCGGCCCCAAGAGGACGCAGGGAGGCUGUACUGCAUGGAGGCACCAGGGCUGCAGUGGCUUCUUCACCUGAUCACUCCAGUGGCUGCCAACCCUGAAAUUGAAAGACUUUCUGAGCAGUUAGAAGAAAAAGAGAAGGAGAAGCAGCAGCUGAUGAGCCAGCCGGAGCAUGAGCGAGAGAAGGAAGUUGCCCUGCUGCGGCAGAGCGUGGCAGAGAAGGAACGAGCCCGGGCUGCCAGCGACAUCCUGUGCCGCUCCUUGGCUGAUGAGACCCAUCAGCUGCGGAGGACUCUGGCCGCCACUGCCCACAUGUGCCAGCAUCUGGCCAAGUGUCUGGAUGAACGACAGCGCACACAGGGGGACUUGAGGGAGAAAAGUCCUGAGCCAGAGCGUACAGGCGGGGACACCUGUGUCCGGGAUGUUAUCGAGAAGUUACAGGAAGAAAAUCGACUGUUGAGACAGAAGGUGACCCAUGUAGAAGACCUUAACGCCAAGUGGCAGCGCUACGAUGCCAGCAGGGAUGAGUAUGUGAGGGGGCUCCACGCGCAGCUUCAGGGGCUACAGGCCCCCCGUGAGCCCGAGAGACCCUCCCCUCCUGAGCUGAUGAGGAAGGAGAUCUCCAGGCUCAACAGGCAGCUGGAGGAGAAGAUAAAUGACUGUGUGGAAGUGAGGGAGGAGCUGACGGCUGUGAGGAGGGCCCGUGAUGCGGCGCUGGAGCGGGUGCAGAUGCUGGAGCAGCAGAUUCUUGCUUACAAGGAUGAUUUCACCUCGGAAAGGGCCGAUCGAGAGCGUGCUCAGGGGAGGAUUCAAGAGCUGGAGGAGCAGGUGGCCGCCUUGCGGCACCAGGCGUCCCGGAGGCAGGACUGCCGAGAGCGGGGCUCCUGCCGGACGCACACGGGGAGCAAAACCCCCAAGUACUUAGAGACCAGUGUCUUGGAGCUUGUGGCACCCAGUGGCCGGAGGGCCGGGACUGGAUCUCAGGGGCCGGACUUCUCCGCAGAGGGCAGGUGUCCUGGAGCAACGACCCGGAGAGGGCAGGGGGAGCUUCAGUGCCCUCACUGCCUGCAGCACUUCGAUGACGAGCAAGGCGAGGAGCUCUUCAGGCAUGUGGCCGAGUGCUGCCAGUGAGGCCCUGAGGCUGGAGCUACCUGUGACCCUGUGGCUUCUGAGGGGGCUCGGCCCUGGGCGGGGGCAAGAUCCCCUGAGACCCAGGACCCAGCACAGGUUGAGGGGGUUUCUGAUCCUUCACCUUGGUCAUCCUUGGGCGGUGGAACAGACCAAGUUGGAGGGAACUUCUCGUGGGGCGUCUGCCUCUGGGAGGGCCUGGCUUGGCUUCUGGUAUGGAGUGUGCCCCUCUCUGCCCCCCGCCGGCCGGCUGUCGGGUCAAGACCAGGAGCAGGGGGCGCACGAACGCUCACAGGCAACACGACAGCCCCAGUGAGCCUGCGCCUGGGCCGCUGCAGCUCGCUGGGAAGAGGUGGCUGCCUGCAGGGACCACGUGUGUGGGCCCCCGGUUCUGUUGAGUCGGGACAAGGUUUGUAGACUGAGCCCUGUGGCAACACAUCGCACACGAGGACUAUUCUCGGCCACCGCAGAGACACGUGUCCUCACUGAAAUGCACUGCAAUAGCGUUUGCCACAUAUCUCAAAGUCAAAAGAUAUUUCACAUUUACUUAUUUUUAUAAUAAAUACACUUGCUAUGGUGA